This is a messenger RNA of Leguminivora glycinivorella, 540 nucleotides long. RefSeq lists its product as uncharacterized. The transcript has 4 exons. Bases 40 to 540 code for a protein of 166 amino acids. The record is from RefSeq and is a predicted model, not a curated record. Lineage: Eukaryota; Metazoa; Arthropoda; Insecta; Lepidoptera; Tortricidae.
UUCUCUCUACUGAAGCUACAAGGACAUCAUCAUCAUACAAUGUCAAAACCCUCGUCCCACGCUGAAGAUUUAUAUCUCUCAUCCUCCACGGAGGAAGAUUCGUCGGCACCGCCGCCGCCACCGCCGAAGGUUGACGUGAUCGACAAAAAGAAAAAAUCCAAGCCGCCGACAUCGACGAGCUCGAGCAAGAGGUCAAAACGUUCGUCCCAUACCGAUUCGUAUCUCUCAUCCUCCACUGAGGAAGAUUUGCCAGCACCGCUACCACCGAAGGCUGACGCGGUCGAAAAAAAGAAAAAAUCCAAGCCAUCGACAUCGUCAGCAAGCUCGAGCAAGAGGGUCAGAAUAGCUCCUGUGAAGCCACGGCACGGCACUGCAGCGGAACUAUUCGGUGCCGAUAGCGAUGACGAGGGAUUAGAAGCGAACCAACCUGCAGGGGAGGGUAAAUUAUUAUCGUACAUUUCACGACGACUUGCGAACGGUUUUGCUCGUCAGACAAAUCCUGAUAAAAGGGCACCCACUUUGUUGAGUGGGAUCACGUAA